AUGAAAAGGCACCUUUAGAUAUAAACACACAGGUUGUAACAGCUCUACGCUUUAUGGCAUCUGGCAGUUACCAGACAAACAUAGGAUAUAACAUUAAUUCAGCUGUUAGCCAACCAUCUGUGAGCAGAUGCAUUAAAAAUGUGACGAAAGCUUUGAAUCAACCAGAAGUAUUAAAUAGAUGGGUUAAAUGCCCUUCAACUUUAGAAGAAGUUAAACGUAUAAGAGAUGGGUUUUGGGAGAAAUAUCAAUUCCCAGGAAUUAUUGGAUGCAUUGAUUGUACCCAUGUAGCAAUCGUUGCACCUCCUACACAUCAUCCACUAUUUCCUGAAUAUAUAUAUGUAAACAGGAAAGGUUACCAUUCCAUUAAUGUACAACUGAUAUGUGACAGUGAUAUGAAAAUCAUUCAUGUAAAUGCAAAAUAUCCAGGAAGUACUCACGAUAGCUAUAUUUGGAAUAAUUGCAACUUUUUACCAAUUUUGAGACAAUUACACAAUCGGAGACAUACUUUUUAUCUUUUGGGUGAUUCUGGAUAUGCCUUAAGACCCUGGUUAUUGACACCUGUCAUGAAUGCUGAACCAAACUCUUCUGAAGAUCACUAUAAAGGUGGAAGCACAUAAAAUUGCAGGAGCCAUGAGCAGAAAGCAGAAGCCAUAUGCGCAUGCGC
Molecule: messenger RNA, 664 nt
Organism: Temnothorax curvispinosus
Lineage: Eukaryota; Metazoa; Arthropoda; Insecta; Hymenoptera; Formicidae
Product: putative nuclease HARBI1
Exons: 6
Coding region: 54-617 (187 amino acids)
Source: RefSeq, a predicted model, not a curated record